Molecule: messenger RNA, 696 nt
Organism: Penicillium odoratum
Lineage: Eukaryota; Fungi; Ascomycota; Eurotiomycetes; Eurotiales; Aspergillaceae
Exons: 3
Coding region: 1-696 (231 amino acids)
Biological process (GO): vacuolar proton-transporting V-type ATPase complex assembly
Cellular component (GO): extrinsic component of endoplasmic reticulum membrane; Vma12-Vma22 assembly complex
Source: RefSeq, a predicted model, not a curated record
AUGUCGCAGAUACCUACGCCUCCUACAUCGCGACCAGGGUCAGAGGCUCCUGAGGUAGAGAGGAAGUCCGCAGAGUCCCCGGAAGCUUCAUCGGAGUUACUCGAGUCCUUGGAUACUCUUCUUGAACAGUACUUGCACUUGCUUGAUCAGCAGCAGGAACUACAGUCAGUGCUCGCGAAGCAGUUGUCCUCGGGAUUUCUCGCCCUUGCCCACGCAAACUACACUUGUCCUCCUGGCCGACGAUAUGGUGCCGACUAUUAUGAUGAACGAAUGAAAGCGACCGGACGAAUUUCGAUCCAGGAGGGACCAGAGAAUGAACCCACGAAUUCCACAGAAACUAGCAAUUCCCCGUUGCACAAUGACGAGCAUCAUUUCGAUAUCAAGUACACUCGGAUCCACCUGCCCGAAGAUCAAGUUGAGGAAAAGGAAGAAUUACAAGUCAAUGGCACAACGGCAGAUGAUUCACCAGUUGAGGACUCCACCGCUUCCAAGCCUGAGUCCAAGGCCCUCAAGAAGUCUAGACCAAAUGAUCCUAUAUACUGGUACGGGAUUCUAGUGCCGCCAUCAUUACGCACUGCCCAAAAGUCCUUCACCGAUACUAUUCAAAACCAGGUACCGGCAUUGGCGGCUGUGGUGGUGAAGAUGCGCGCACUAGAGGACAAAAUCAAUAAAGUACGAAUGAAGCUUGAAGGGUAA